UGCCGAGAUAUGUUGCAUGCUGCCUGUUGUGACAAGAAAAACAGACUUUAUGGCCAAAUAGUCAUUAUAUCGAUUUGUGUGUGCUUAUCCACCACCUGUAUGCCACGCACCACGGUCAUGUUUUAGUACUUUGUGUUUGCCUGUCUAAAGACGUCACUGUAUGUCACGAUUUACGUUAUAAAAAACCGGAUGCUUUUAUUAUAUUUGACAGUAAAUUAUGACACUGUAUAUGUCUUUUGCAUUUGAGAUGUAUUCAUAUUAAUGUAUAGGAACACCUGACGUUUUUUCAAGUCCCAAUCAGUAUUGGCAAAUAAUUAUUGUUAAAAUAGAUAUUGAUGAGAUUUUAUUUGUUGUCAUUUGAUAUGUGUAGUUUAACAAAUGCAAGACGUCUGUAGGGCAACCUUUAACAAUGAUUGACAUUGUCAAAUAAUAAUAUGAACAUAUUCUUAAUUUUUCCACAUUGUUUAUCCUCGCGCUUUUCUUGACAGCGAGUCACAGCUUUGAAUUGUCAUUUGUCAACCUAAUACACAAAUGAUUGUUAAUAAUUGACACUCAUUUACAGAGGAAUGUAUUCGUCUUUAAAUUAAAAAUAAAGCAUAUAAGCACAAAAAGGUGCAACAGAAUUUGUUUGUCUAUAAUACGUUUUAGAUAUAGAAUAUAGAGCAUCUGUUUCAAUACAUGUAUUUUUCCAAUUUUUUUAUUUCUCUGUGAGAGACAUAAACACUAUAAUAAUCUUAUCACCAUGGAAACGAGUGCAACUGCCGUGACCACACCCCUUUGUAGACGACACAGCGUCGGGCAGUGCACUUCCUGGUUACUCUGCGCUGCACGCCUGUUGUGGCUGUUGAUUUAGGACUAUUGAUUGGUUUCUUUCUCAAGGAAUGGUACAUUUAGUCCUAGGACGAUACUGGAUCGGCCGGAUUCGUCUCGCGCUCACUCUCCUCGGACUUCCGUAUACGGUCUGCAACCACGAAGUCAGGCCUGCCAUCCGCUGCUCAUCUUCUCACCCUUUCAGGACCAGUCAAACCAUCAGACCCGCCAGUAGCAGUUGCUUUAACCUCUACACAACAAGUGUCUGGACAAUGCCAUCCUCAGCAGCGCCACAUGUCAAGUCUAGAUGCCCCCAGUAUCCCGGGUCCAAAAUCAAGCGCUUCCUCGUGCCCGAUGACAAGGUGGGCUGGAGUCAGAGCUGGCCGCAGUAUAAUGCUGUCAGCCACACCGACCCUUCAGUAGAAAAGAAACCAGUUUGGGCAGAUCCUGAUAUUGGCUCUUUCUCUCCAAAGUUUAACGCUGUGGAUGAUGGUGUGGACAGGACGAGCUUUGACGGCAGCUACAAAAUGGAAAAGGGAAAGCCACUAAAUCCUCAUGGACGCACAGGGGUGACUGGUAGAGGUUUGCUGGGCCGAUGGGGACCCAAUCACGCAGCAGAUCCCAUUGUCACCAGAUGGAAAAUAGAUGCCAAAAAAGCAAAGAUAUCUCACCCCGUCUCCAAGCGGCCUAUCCUGCAGUUUGUGGCCAUCAAGAGGAACGACUGUGGGGAGUGGGCCAUUCCUGGGGGGAUGGUCGAUCCAGGGGAGCAGGUCUCUCUCACGUUGCAGCGGGAGUUCUCGGAAGAAGCGUUGAAUUCGUUGACGGUCCCGGCACCAGAGAGGGCAAAAAUCAGUGAGCGCAUCGGCAAACUCUUCAAAUCGGCCGGGUUUCAGGUUUAUAAAGGCUACGUGGAUGAUCCUAGAAACACUGACAAUUCUUGGAUGGAGACAGUCGCUGUCAACUUCCACGAUGAAUCGGGCAACAGUGUGAGCGAGCUGCCGCUGCAAGCCGGCGAUGACGCAGGACAAGUCCAGUGGGUUGAUGUUGACGCGUCCUUCCCGCUGUAUGCCAACCAUUCCCAUUUCCUGGAGCUGGUUGCCAAAGAGAGGAAAGCUCACUGGUAACCAAGGAGGACCGACUCUGACAUGACGACGAUGAAGGAAACAUGGAGGGCCUUGUUCUGUGAGAUAUAGAUGAAUUAUGCCUAAACUUGCCUCACUAAUUUCAACAUAAUAAUCAUAGUUAGUGAAAGCUUAUCAUGUAUUUCAUUAGGUUCAUAUGUAUGCCCACUAUAUAAUGCGCAGCCGGUUUAGAUUAAUAUAGCAGAAUGUAUGAAAGCCUGGCUACAGUCGGCUCAGAGGACAUGUUGGAUCUGCUGUUUGAUUUUUGUCACAGUAAAGAAAAAAAAGAGAUGAGAUAAAUGAUAAAUAAAUAAACUCCCCGCUUGGAAGAAGCUUAACACGAGACUGUAUGCAUGCAAGGUGCUGCUGCGUGGCACGCCACAUUAUUUCUAUUGGCACUAAUUAUGCUAAUUAAUUCAACGUUAAUAAGGAUCACAUUAACCCAGCUUGAUGUUAGAAGAACAAACACAAUGAGCUGCUGAACAUAACACAUACUACAUUAAUUUAUGUGUGAUAUCAUAAGGAGGGCGAUCAAAAUGAAAAAGUGCAGCCGGACUUUGAUCUCUCGAUGUGAAUAGAGUAAGAAGAUGUGCUGGAGCUGCACACACAGCCCAGCAGAGCCCCAGAGCGGAGCACAGACAGGCCGAAGCUAGAGGGCGAGCAUGUUUUCAAGUGGUAACAGACGGUGGAAGCGAAGGCCGGUUCGCACUCGACAGCCUGCCUUUUCCCAAAAUGUUCACAUCAGUAGGUGUCGUCUCACUGCCGGGCGCACUUUGCGUAUCUGUAAGGUUUCACGAUGCAGACGGGCAACACGUGGAUGCUGCUUUCAUCAAGAGGCAGUCAACAACAGACAACCAAGUCUUUGCAAUGAGACAUGUCUGCUUUUUGGUUGAACUAACAGAUUUCACGAGGUGUGAUGUGAAAAUUCUGUACGCUAUGAAACUAGUGAGCAUGUGAAGGGAAAGGGAGAUGAAGGUGGCUGCAAGAGAACCUCUUAACAUCCUAAACAGAUCCUAUAAGUCUUUUUGCUGCUCAGGCCUCAACAUUUGUCUGCAGGACAUGAUAUUCAGUUGCAUUAAGGUAUGAUGGCAGCAGCUGUGCGUGGGAAGGUUCUGCUGUUCAAACCCAUUUCUAAAAGCAUAAUCUUAAAAAGGAACACACUUAUGCAGAUAAACACUCAGCUCUUAUAGACUCCUAGUACACCCAGGCCACUUACCAUCGCCACUGAAGCAUUUACAGUCAGAGUGCUGGCAGCGUUUGAUGUUACAGGAAAGGAGAAUACUUCCCAUCCAGAUGUAUCUGUAAACUGCCGGUCAUAUGAUCCUCUAACCUUUGACUUCAACAAUUUCUGAUGGGUUUUAUUUGUUUCUGCUUAUUGUGAUUGUACAAGACAACAUACAAAUAAAUAAAUGGCAGGAUGAGUGAUGGAAUAAUCUUAUUAAUCCGGACUCCCUCAUAACGGUGCUUAUUAUA
Molecule: messenger RNA, 3404 nt
Organism: Cyclopterus lumpus (lumpfish)
Lineage: Eukaryota; Metazoa; Chordata; Actinopteri; Perciformes; Cyclopteridae
Gene: nudt9
Product: nudix (nucleoside diphosphate linked moiety X)-type motif 9
Exons: 8
Coding region: 882-1934 (350 amino acids)
Molecular function (GO): ADP-ribose diphosphatase activity
Source: RefSeq, a predicted model, not a curated record